AUGUCCAGCAUCCGCUACAACGAACUACAGGAAAAUUACCCGCGGAAGGACUCCCGUCUCCGCUUUUGCGAGAACUCCGAGCUGGAGAAAGACCUUACGAUCACCAGACUCAAGCAGUCCAAGCCGACACAAUGGGCAUUCUACCAAGCCCCGACCUCGACCUUGCCGUACGAAAUCGAGCGCCUCAAGAACAAGACUGUUGACGGCAACAAACGACACCACGAGCUGACCACGGAGUACCACGAGCUCUACCAGGACCUUCACCAGAUCAGGACGAAAUCGGACGAGUAUCAAGAGCAACACCGCCACGCCGAGCAGGUUCUACUUCGGCAGAACGAGCAGCUCGCGCGAUACGAGGAGAACCUCACCACGCAGACCCGAAUCACAGAACACCACAUGCUCCACCACCAGCAGGCGCACAGUGAGCUUGCCACGGCGACGCAUCAGGCCAGACUCGAGUGUGAACAUCACGAGGCACGCCAACUACACGCGGAGCAAGGAGCCGUCUACGACAAGCUCGCACAGUCAAUGAAGGACAACGAGGAGCUCCGCACCCAGAUUGACUUCAUGGGACGACACCUCACGAAGAGCUCCAAUCUCUCCACCUCGGACAGAAAGAACGCGUACCUGUACCUUUGGCAUCAGCAACUACAGUUGGAGGAGAUGGGCCUGCAGACCAGCUACAGCGAACAGGAAGCUGCCGUUCACAGGCUGCAUGAGGAAUGCCAGAAGACCGAGCAGCUACUCGUACUUGAGAUGAGCGAGCGCCACCGACAGUCUAAGAACAGGCAACACCAG
This is a messenger RNA of Prorocentrum cordatum, 798 nucleotides long. The record is from the annotation of a GenBank genome assembly. NCBI's taxonomy places the organism in Eukaryota, Dinophyceae, Prorocentrales, Prorocentraceae.